This is a messenger RNA of Didymodactylos carnosus, 1072 nucleotides long. The record is from the annotation of a GenBank genome assembly. NCBI's taxonomy places the organism in Eukaryota, Metazoa, Rotifera, Eurotatoria, Philodinida, Philodinidae.
UUUAGUGGCAAAUAAUUCUUUUUUCUGCUUUCUUGUGAAACACCUUUUGAACGUUAAAACUAUUUAUUUUCUUUUUCUUUUUGUUAAAUCUACAAAUCUUAAUUGGUAGUAUAUUUUGAGAAAAUUUUAUGAUUAGAUGUGAGAAGAACCUUUUCACCUUAAUACAUACUAUAAAGAAAAAAAUAAUAAAUUUAGAUACGAAUAUCGGGUUUUGACAAUGAUGAAACAUUAAGAAAAAGGAGGAAAACUUUUAACUGAAACGUUUUAAAAACAUCUUUCGUAUAAAAACAAUUAUAUACACAAUUAUGGCACAGUAUUUCUUCAAUGGGUCGUGUUCAUCGAUGUUGUUUGUUCACAAUACCAAUGGCGUAUUUACAUAGCCGAUUUCGGUACAUCAUUUAUACCUGCUGAUCCAAUGGAGUUAAUUAGUACAAUCUGGGUAUCAUCAGAAAUUAGUUGUACAGAAACUUGUAACAUAAAUUUAUUGUGUCGAACGUACGAUUAUGAUACAUUAUCUAAACGAUGUCGACUAUUUGAAGGUGAAAUAACAACUGGUCAGGUGAAUAGAUCAGCAGCUAUCCCGUCAACAUCAAGAGUUAGUAGUAUUGUAUAUACAGAACAACUUUAUUUAGCCUAUAACCAAACAUGUGAUAAAUGUCAAAUAAAUCGAUAUUUACUAUGUAUUAAUAAUAUUUGUCAAUGUACCCCACAUACAUGUUGGAAUGGAGAUCGUGGAUGUUGUUAUUUUUAUGGGCAAAUAUCAGAUGUGACAAGCAUGUCACAAACAAUUAAUUUAACAGCUUAUGCUAAUGAUAUCGAUAAUCAUAAUGUCACAUACAAUUUGUCCGUAUGGUUAGGUGGUUGGGCAGGACAAAAUGAUUCGGCUUAUGUAUCGUUUCAAUUCCUAUCAUCAUCGUUAUCUGUAUUGGGUACUAGUAAGCAAAUAGGUCAAGCGCUAGAUACUGAUCGGGGACAUACAACGCAAUUAAUUUAUCGAUCAACACCAGCCGUAACAGAAUUACAUUUUGACGACUACUGCGACCACUUUUCUCGAAAACUGUUAAACACAUGA